AUGAACCGUGUUUUGCUUUUUGGGUAUUUGCUUUCUUUCUUCGUAGUUUUAGCUACUCCUAUCCCUGAUCCCGAACCUGCUUCCUCCGCCCUUGUCCUCUCUGAUCUUCCGCCGUCCUACGAAGCUACCACUACUACUCAGACCGACUUCGUUGUUGGUUCCUUCUCCAACUCCGACACGAAGGAUGGUGUGGAAAAAAGAGGAUUCGCAGUAGUAUCGCCAUCCGACACUGCUUCUGCCAGAAAAGACUUUUGGUGGCCCGAUAGUGCGAUUAGUGAAGAUGGCAAGACAGGUGCUGUUGAAAGGGGUGAUACCAAUGCUGAGAGGAUCAAGCGAGGUCUACCAUUAUUAAAACCUAAAGCACAAUCCACCAAGACCCAGGUGCUCAAACCUCGAAUGUCCUCACCACCAACUAGAGCUGGUUCACGUACUUUCAUAACUUGUUCAACGAAUUUGAACCAACCAUAUACAUUCGGAUAUCAAAAUCAAGUAUUUGGUUCAAAACAACAAGCAGUAGAUGCAUGUGCAUCAUUUUAUUCGAAUUCAGUCAAUACCGUAUUCAUCGGUAUUCAACAGGUAACUGAAAAUACUUUUAAUUGCGCUAAUCCUCAAACUGGUACUGGAGAUGCUUGUACUUUUGGUAAUUUCGCUAUUUAUCAAGCAUAA
Molecule: messenger RNA, 666 nt
Organism: Kwoniella shivajii
Lineage: Eukaryota; Fungi; Basidiomycota; Tremellomycetes; Tremellales; Cryptococcaceae
Exons: 4
Coding region: 1-666 (221 amino acids)
Source: RefSeq, a predicted model, not a curated record